Antrostomus carolinensis (chuck-will's-widow) is the source of this 5330-nucleotide messenger RNA. RefSeq names its product E3 ubiquitin-protein ligase MYCBP2-like. The transcript has 26 exons. The record is from RefSeq and is a predicted model, not a curated record. Lineage: Eukaryota; Metazoa; Chordata; Aves; Caprimulgiformes; Caprimulgidae. Gene Ontology annotation, biological process: regulation of synaptic assembly at neuromuscular junction; axon guidance. The annotation marks the transcript as partial. Gene Ontology annotation, molecular function: ubiquitin protein ligase activity. Gene Ontology annotation, cellular component: plasma membrane; nucleus.
CAGGUAAUGAAUAUGAAGAAGAUCUUGAGAUACUUGAAGAGGCUGCCUUACAGGUGUGCAAAUCUCACUCCGGCAUUCUUGGGAAAGGCUUGGCACUAUCUCACUCUCCAACCAUUUUGGAAGCUCUCGAAGGAAAUCUUCCACUGCAGGUGCAAAGCAAUGAGCAGUCAUUUCUGGAGGAUUUCAUUGCUUGUGUACCAGGAUCAAGUGGUGGACGACUUGCAAGGUGGCUUCAGCCAGAUUCAUAUGCUGAUCCUCAAAAAACAUCAUUGAUUUUGAAUAAGGAUGACAUUCGAUGUGGCUGGCCAACUGUUAUUACUGUACAAACAAAAGACCAGUAUGGGGAUGUUGUUCAUGUUCCUAAUAUGAAGGUAGAAGUCAAAGCCAUUCCUGUUUCUCAGAAAAAAACAUCUUUGCAACAAGAACAAGUUAAAAAGGUGCAACGGAUACCAGGGAGUCCUGCAACAGCUGCUUCCCCUAGCAGUGAUAUGACCUUUGGAGGACUUCCUUCACCAAAGCUCGAUUCUUCCUAUGAGCCAAUGAUAGUAAAAGAAGCUCGAUAUAUUGCUAUUACAAUGAUGAAGGCAUAUGAAAAUUAUUCUUUUGAAGAACUGCGCUUUGCUUCACCAACACCAAAGAGACCCAGUGAAAAUAUGUUGAUCAGAGUCAACAAUGAUGGUACAUACUGUGCAAACUGGACUCCUGGAGCUGUUGGUCUCUAUACGAUACAUGUUACUAUAGAUGGCAUUGAAAUAGAUGCUGGACUAGAAGUGAAAGUAAAAGAUCCUCCAAAGGGAAUGAUACCUCCUGGUACCCAGCUUAUUAAACCAAAAGCGGAGCCUCAGCCAAACAAGGUUCGCAAAUUUGUGGCCAAGGACAGUGCAGGGCUUCGUAUCCGUAGCCACCCUUCCCUUCAGAGUGAGCAAAUAGGCAUAGUGAAAGUCAAUGGAUCCAUCACUUUCAUUGACGAGAUCCACAAUGAUGAUGGUGUUUGGCUGAGGCUGAAUGAUGAGACAAUAAAGAAGUAUGUUCCUAACAUGAAUGGUUACACUGAAGCUUGGUGUCUGUCUUUUAACCAACAUCUUGGCAAGAGCCUUCUGGUACCUGUUGACAAUGUCUUUAAUGCUAGCCAAGGAGUAAGGGAUUUGGACUUUUUUUCAUGGACUUCCAAAGCUUUACCCCCUAAGGAAUCUAGGUCUAAUACUGAUGAUUUUUUCAAAGACCUAAAUUCACACUGCCCACAGGAAGCAGUGAUGCAAGAACAAGAUAUGCCAUUCCUUCGAGGUGGACCUGGAGUGUACAAGGUAGUGAAGACUGGCCCAUCAGGUCACAACAUCAGAAGCUGCCCUAACCUUAGAGGUAUCCCAAUUGGAAUGUUAGUUCUGGGAAACAAAGUCAAGGCAGUGGGCGAGGUGACUAAUUCAGAAGGUACAUGGGUGCAAAUGGAUAAGAACAGCAUGGUAGAGUUCUGUGAAAGCGAUGAAGGCGAGGCAUGGUCGUUAGCUAGAGACAGAGGUGGAAACCAAUACCUCCGACAUGAAGACGAGCAAGUCCUUCUAGAUCAAAAUGUUCAGACUCCUCCCCCAAGUCCUUUUUCAAUACAAGCUUUCAGUAAGGGAACAAGCUGUAGUAAUGGACAAGGGUUUGAUUACGGCCUCGGAAAUAACAAAGUUUUGACUGUUUUGCCCGCUACAGGUGACCAACUGAGUGCCAUACUGAAUUCCAUUCAGUCACGGCCAAAUCUCCCAGCUCCUUCCAUCUUUGAUCAAGCUGCAAAACCUCCCUCUUCCCUAGUCCACAGUCCAUUUGUGUUCGGACAGCCCCUUUCCUUCCAGCAGCCUCAGCCACAGCUUCAGAAAACUCCAUCCUGCUGCCUUGCUUCUCGUGAGCGUAUUUACAAAAGUAGUGAUGUAGCUGGGCCUGCCUCUGCUAUUUCAUCUCUCUCUCACAAACUGAAGGGUGACCGAAUGAAUUUCACAGGAGCUGCUAGACCGAUUUCGCCAGCAGGAAAAUCAGAUGUGUCAUCAAAACACAGAGCUGACUGCAGGUCACCCAAGCUUGAUGUACGAAUGAAUAGAGCUGCUGCUGACCAGAAGAAGCCUAGGAAUACAGAAGGCUUAUCUGCCAGUGAGUCUCUUAUGCUGAAAUCAGAUGCUGCAAAAUUGCGGUCAGACUCUCACAGCAGGUCUUUGUCUCCAAAUCACAACACCUUACAAACACUAAAAACUGAUGGCAGAACAACUACUGGUCUGAGAGCUGAAUCUCCAGGGCCAGGAACCCGGUCAUCUUCUCCCAAGACAAAAACACUUACAACUGUUAGAUCUGGUGCUAGUUCUCCACGAUCCUCAUCACCCAAUGACAAAACUCUACCUCAGAAAGCUUCAUCCCCUGUAAAAACAAAACUUGAUCCUCCUCGAGAACGCUCCAAAUCAGAUUCUUACACAUUAGAUCCAGACACCCUUCGCAAAAAGAAAGUACCGCUAACAGAACCCUUAAGGGGAAGGUCCACUUCACCUAAACCAAAAAUUAUUGCAAAAGAUGGAAAACCUGUUACAGAAACUGAAAAUAGAGCUCCUUCCCCUCAUGUUGUGCAAGAAAAUCUUCACAGUGAGGUAGUUGAGGUAUGUACUUCAAGUACUUUAAAGACUAACAGCAUUACAGAUAGCACCUGUGAGGACAACACAGAAUUCAGAAGUCUGGAUGACAGUUCUAAUAAAGUUCAUUUCAGCAUAGGAAAAGCACCACUGAAAGAUGAGCAAGACAUGAGAGCAUCUCCAAAAGUGAGCCGUAAAUGUGCUGGUAGGCACACAAGACCCAAAAAGGAAAAAUCCAGCUUUCUUUUCAAAGGCGAUGGCUCCAAGCCUGUAGAGCCUGCCAAGCAAGCAAUGUCACCUUCUGUUGCAGAAUGUGCUAGAGCUGUAUUUGCUGCGUUUCUUUGGCAUGAAGGAAUAGUUCAUGAUGCUAUGGCUUGUUCAUCUUUUUUGAAGUUUAAUCCAGAACUGUCCAAAGAACAUGCACCAAUACGAAGCAGUCUUACUCAACAGCCUGCAGAGGAAAAAGAAACCAAGCUGAAAAAUAGACAUUCAUUGGAGAUAUCAUCUGCUCUUAACAUGUUCAACAUCUCGCCUCAUGGACCAGAUAUAUCUAAAAUGGGUAGCAUCAAUAAAAACAAAGUUCUCUCAAUGUUAAAAGAACCACCUCUGCAUGAAAAGUGUGAGGAUGGAAAAACUGAAACUACCUCCUUUGAAACAUCCAGUCAUCACACAAUGAAAUCCAAGUCUCCUCUUCCAUUAACACUGCAACACUUGGUAGCUUUCUGGGAAGAUAUUUCUUUAGCAACCAUUAAAGCAGCUUCCCAAAACAUGAUUUUUCCGAGUCCCGGUUCUUGUGCGGUGUUAAAGAAGAAGGAAAGUGACAAAGAUAACAAGAAAACCAAAAAAGAGAAAAAGAAAAAAGAAAAGGUUGAAACUAGGCCAAGGGGAAAUCUUUUUGGUGAGAUGGCCCAGCUUGCAGUGGGAGGACCUGAAAAAGACACCAUCUGUGAGUUGUGUGGAGAAUCCCAUCCAUAUCCAGUGACUUACCACAUGAGGCAGGCUCAUCCAGGUUGUGGCCGUUAUGCAGGUGGCCAAGGUUAUAAUAGCAUCGGGCACUUUUGUGGAGGUUGGGCUGGUAAUUGUGGCGAUGGUGGUAUUGGAGGAAGCACUUGGUAUUUGGUUUGCGAUCGAUGCAGAGAAAAGUAUCUCCGUGAAAAGCAAGCAGCAGCAAGGGAGAAGAUUAAACAAUCUAGGAGAAAACCAAUGCAAGUUAAGACUCCUCGUGCCUUGCCAACUAUGGAAGCUCAUCAAGUGAUUAAAGCCAAUGCACUGUACUUACUGUCUCUGAGUAGUGCUGCUGAGCCCAGUAUCCUCUGCUAUCACCCUGCAAAAGCAUUCCAAUCUCAACUUCCCAGUGUCAAAGAAGGAAUUUCUGAAGACUUUCCCAUCAAAAUGCCGUGUCUCUAUCUACAGACUUUAGCAAGGCAUCAUCAUGAAAAUUUUGUUGGGUACCAGGAUGACAACCUCUUCCAGGAUGAGAUGAGGUACCUGCGCUCAACUUCAGUACCUGCACCGUACAUCUCAGUUACUCCUGAUGCAAGCCCAAAUGUCUUUGAAGAGCCAGAGAGUAACAUGAAAUCUAUGCCCCCAAGGUACUUCCUUGUAAUUCUGGGUUCUACUUUGGAAACCAGUCCCAUAACAGAUACAGAUCUUGCGAAGCGUACAGUCUUUCAAAGAUCAUAUUCAGUCGUUGCAUCAGAAUAUGACAAGCAGCACUCGAUUUUGCCAGCGCGUGUAAAGGCGAUCCCGAGGAGACGGGUCAACAGUGGGGAUGCGGAAGUGGGGUCCUCACUCCUGAGACAUCCAUCUCCUGAACUUUCUCGGUUAAUCUCCGCCCACAGCUCUCUUUCCAAAGGAGAGAGAAAUUUCCAGUGGCCAGUAUUGGCAUUUGUAAUCCAGCAUCAUGAUCUGGAAGGACUUGAAAUAGCAAUGAAACAAGCCUUACGGAAAUCUGCUUGCCGAGUCUUUGCCAUGGAGGCUUUCAACUGGCUUCUGUGUAAUGUCAUUCAAACAACUUCUCUUCAUGAUAUUUUAUGGCAUUUUGUGGCUUCCCUGACUCCUGCACCUGUAGAGCCUGAAGAGGAGGAGGAUGAAGAAAAUAAAUCAAAUAAAGAAAAUGCAGAACAAGAAAAAGACACAAGAGUAUGUGAACAUCCUCUGUCAGACAUAGUGAUUGCGGGCGAAGCAGCUCACCCAUUACCCCACACUUUUCAUCGCCUUCUCCAGACAAUCUCUGAUCUUAUGAUGUCCCUUCCCAGUGGUAGUGCAUUACAGCAAAUGGCCUUAAGGUGCUGGAGUCUCAAAUUCAAACAAUCUGAUCACCAAUUCCUGCACCAGAGCAAUGUUUUUCAUCAUAUCAACAAUAUUUUGUCUAAAUCUGAUGAUGGAGAUAGCGAAGAGAGUUUUAGUAUCAGUAUUCAGUCUGGUUUUGAAGUCAUGAAUCAGGAACUGUGUAUAGUGGUUUGUCUAAAAGACCUCACCAGCAUUGUUGACAUUAAAACAUCAAGCCGACCUGCCAUGAUUGGUAGUUUAACAGAUGGGUCUACAGAAACGUUCUGGGAGUCAGGAGAUGAAGAUAAAAACAAAACUAAGAACAUCACAAUUAACUGUGUAAAAGGAAUCAAUGCACGUUUUGUGUGUGUUCAUGUAGACAAUUCCAGAGAUCUUGGGAACAAAGUGACUUCAAUGACCUUCCUAACUGGCAAGGCAGUAGAAGAUCUCUGCAGAAUAAAGCAG